AUGGCUGCCUCGACGUCGAUACCGGAGUAUCAGAUGCAUCCCGAGGGCCGCACGUGGCGGAACCAUUUCCCCAAGGGCGAUCUUUGGGUGUUUGGUUAUGGGAGUUUAAUCUGGAAGCCGCCGCCACAUUACGAUCAGCGAGUCCCUGGAUAUAUCAGUGGCUAUGUGCGGCGGUUCUGGCAGGCUAGUGCCGACCACCGAGGGACAGAAGAGCAACCCGGACGGGUAGUCACUGUGAUUGAGAGAAACUUUUGGGAGACACUAGACGACCCGCUCGCCCACCUAGAAUCCGAAUCCGCCUCCACAGGCAAAGUCUGGGGCGCAGCAUACCACAUCCCAACCUCGCACGCCGAGGAAGUCCACGACUACCUCGACGACCGCGAAAUCAACGGCUACAGCGUGCACUACACGCCAUUCCACGCCGUAUCAGGCGUCUCAGCAUCCACGGCAACCAAGACGCCCGACCCGGACGACACACCCACUUCCGUGUCGGGUGGAGGAGCAACCCCGAUCAUCUGCAUGGUCUAUAUCGGACAGCCCAGCAACCCGCAGUUCCUGCGCGACCCGGCCCAGCGCGAGCCGCAGGAUGUCGCGCAGGUUAUUAGUACUGGUCACGGGAAGAGCGGCAAGAACACGGAGUAUCUGUACUUGCUUGAGAAGGCCCUUGAGGGGUUGGGGCUGGGGACUGCUGAUGUCCAUGUUACGGAUUUGGUGCGCCGGGUUAAGGCUAUUGAGGCGGGGGAUCUGGCGGACGCGGAGGAGAGGGAGGCUGAGCGGGAUGUUCGGAAGUAUUUGGGUGAAGAGUCCGGGACGGUGCGCGAGGAUGAUCAUUCCAAGAUUGAAUGA
This is a messenger RNA of Penicillium alfredii, 846 nucleotides long. RefSeq names its product gamma-glutamylcyclotransferase. Lineage: Eukaryota; Fungi; Ascomycota; Eurotiomycetes; Eurotiales; Aspergillaceae. The transcript is spliced from 6 exons. Gene Ontology annotation, molecular function: gamma-glutamylcyclotransferase activity; glutathione specific gamma-glutamylcyclotransferase activity. The record is from RefSeq and is a predicted model, not a curated record. Gene Ontology annotation, biological process: glutathione catabolic process. Bases 1 to 846 code for a protein of 281 amino acids. Gene Ontology annotation, cellular component: cytoplasm.